AGCAACAGUCCGGCAAGGUAAGCCAAAGCCUACGCCUUCUCGCUACACGGUCCAACCUUCGUUUUAGCCUCAAGCAAAAAGUUUCAAAAUGACCCACGACGCUGUUUGGUUCUCUCGUCCUAGAAAGUUCGGAAAGGGUGCCCGCCAGUGCCGCCUCUGUGCUCACCAGGCCGGUCUCAUCCGCAAGUACGGCCUUGACUUGUGCCGUCAAUGCUUCCGUGAAAAGUCAGCUGCCAUCGGUUUCGUGAAGAACCGGUGAACAGUCGCGCACCUGCAUCUUAUAUCAUCGUCCUCUCGUCACGCUUCUUUAUCUUGCCAGA
Messenger RNA from Suillus subaureus, 320 nucleotides. RefSeq names its product ribosomal protein S14. The coding region runs from base 89 to 259 and encodes 56 amino acids. Gene Ontology annotation, cellular component: ribosome; cytosolic small ribosomal subunit. Gene Ontology annotation, molecular function: structural constituent of ribosome; zinc ion binding. The transcript has 3 exons. NCBI's taxonomy places the organism in Eukaryota, Fungi, Basidiomycota, Agaricomycetes, Boletales, Suillaceae. The record is from RefSeq and is a predicted model, not a curated record. Gene Ontology annotation, biological process: translation.